Messenger RNA from Aethina tumida (small hive beetle), 661 nucleotides. RefSeq names its product cytochrome c oxidase subunit 5A, mitochondrial. The record is from RefSeq and is a predicted model, not a curated record. Bases 104 to 634 code for a protein of 176 amino acids. Gene Ontology annotation, cellular component: mitochondrial inner membrane. The transcript is spliced from 2 exons. Gene Ontology annotation, biological process: mitochondrial electron transport, cytochrome c to oxygen. Lineage: Eukaryota; Metazoa; Arthropoda; Insecta; Coleoptera; Nitidulidae.
UGUAUGUAGCUAAGCUCCUCCACGUUUAAUGAUAUCAUCACUUGACUAAGAAUAUAGUGUAUUGUUGUUCGGUUUUAGAGAACAAGAAGCGCAUUAAAGUUCCAUGUAUAUUGUAAUCUGGAUGAACGUUCUAAAGAUUGCUUCGGCGGCAGCUAUACGUAAUGGAAUAGCUAGAAAUGUGGCCAAAAAAUACCGACCAAUAAGUGUUUUAUCAACCGUUACGACCAAACCAGCUGGGAUGCAGAUUCAUCAGUUUCGACCCAUCAGUUAUUUGGCGUACCAUAACGAGAAUCCAGAAGACAUGGUAAACCGAUACGAAUGCUAUUUCUGUCGUGAGGACAUUGACGGCUGGGACGUACGUCAAGCCAUGAACGAUUUGGUGGCGUACGAUUCAGUUCCGGAGCCCCGGAUCAUCAUAGCCGCAUUGUACGCCUGCAGACGUCUCAAUGACUACGCCCUCUCCGUCCGAUUCCUGGAAAGCGUCAAAGACAAGUGUGGAAAUAACGUUAAGGAGAUUUGGCCGUACAUUGUACAGGAAAUCGCUCCAACUCUUUCGGAACUGGGAAUGAAUCUUCCUGAGGAGCUUGGCUACGAUAAACCUGAGAUGUACUUGCCCUCUGUUUAUGAUAUGUAGUGAUUUAUGAGUCACUCAAUAAAUGUU